This is a messenger RNA of Ruditapes philippinarum (Manila clam), 1617 nucleotides long. RefSeq lists its product as uncharacterized. Lineage: Eukaryota; Metazoa; Mollusca; Bivalvia; Venerida; Veneridae. Gene Ontology annotation, molecular function: DNA binding. The record is from RefSeq and is a predicted model, not a curated record.
CACUUAUGAAAAAUGUAAAAUAGUUGAUGCUUACAACAUGGUAAAAGACGGUAGCGCAUCCACACGCAAGGCGGCAAAGACGUUUAACAUACCGUACAGUACACUUAAUGAUAAAGUACAUCAAAGGGUACCUUUGGAAUCAAGAAUGGGACCAAUGCCAACUUUCAGUUUGGUUGAGGAACAUAAACUUUCUUCUCAUUUGAAUAAUUUAGCUUACGUCGGCUACGGAUAUACAAAGUCUGAAAUUACUCGACAUGCGUCUGAUUAUGCCAUAUCUCUGGGUAAAAGGGCGGCAGAUAAACCUUUUUCCACAAGGUGGUAUAGAUCUUACCAAAAACGUCACCCGGAAUCAGAACUUGUGGUUCCUUUUCUUCUGCCAAAUCAAAAGAUAUUGUGCACCAGUGAAGAGAAAAUCUCAAAUUAUUAUGAACAAUUGAAUUGUAUCUUAUUUGAGUACCAUGGUGCUCCUCAACGUAUUUUUAUUAUGGACGAAAUGGAUCUUAAGUUCGAAAUAAAUUAUAAAUAUGAUACUUUAACUGUUAUAGGGGCAGGGAAUGCAUCAGGAGAGAAAAUUCCACCUUAUUUUGUCAUGGUUGAAGGUUUUGAUGAGGAAGAGGACAAUACAUUUAUAAGGAAAUCUCAGCUAGUGACAAAAGGAUUUAGAAACUAUUUAAGUGAUCAUUUUUUAAAUCAUGUUCAAAUGAAGGAAAAUGAAAACAUAAUUGUGUUGUACGAUGGACAUAAGAGUCAUUUAUCUGUCGAUCUAAUUGAAUGGGCAAAAGAACAAAAUGUUGUUUUGUUUGUUUUGCCACCGCAAGAAUCAUGCAUUGUUAAAACAAGAAAUGGAGGUGUAUUUGAAGCUGUAGUAUCAAGCUAUGAAGUUGAGUAUAAAAAACUGAUUAAUAAGAAACAUAAAUUUAAUUCAAAUUUAGAUGUUGUAGCUGUUGCUAAGAAAAUUUAUGACAAAGUGGUUAACCCUGUCGCACUCCGAUCUUGGUUAGAAAAUGCUGGGGUAUACCCUUCACGCGAUGCAAGAACUGUACUUGAAAUUUUAGAAAGUCUAAAUGCGACCUCUUAACCCAUUUAAGAUGGUUACAGCGAACUAUUGAUUGAGUUAUGGUCAGUUGUUUGUUCAUGUGGUCAUUUUAUUGUUAGAGUAUAUGAAUUCAUAAAUUUUGCGUGUUAUGUAAUAUAUAAUGAUGUUAUGUCUAUUCACAGCUUUUGUGGUAUUGUUCAUAAUUUUUUAGAAUUGUUUUUUAAAAUACCUUUCACGCCAUAAUAUGUAUUUGAAUGAUUGACAUCAAUGCCGAUAGAAAGUAUUGGAAUGAUGCAUAAUGUCGAUUCUUGUCAUUUAAGUAUAUUGGCUAUGCAUUUAUUAGCUGAUAUUAAUUUCAUAUAGUCACGAAACGUUUAUAUCAAAAAAUUCGUUUUGGCUUUCUCAUAUAUUUUUGUUUGAAUGAAUGAAUGUUAGUUUGUUUCUUUUUUGAUAUGACUAAAUUUACUGAUUUGUACAUUCUGAAUGGAUCUACAUGUAUUAACAUAUUACGUUUUCCGUAUUUUUACUUUGUUUUGUCUCACUUCGUUCUUCUAAUUCAAGCAAACACACAUGGUCUUUAG